Molecule: messenger RNA, 1245 nt
Organism: Eimeria acervulina
Lineage: Eukaryota; Apicomplexa; Conoidasida; Eucoccidiorida; Eimeriidae
Exons: 2
Coding region: 1-1245 (414 amino acids)
Source: RefSeq, a predicted model, not a curated record
AUGAAUCAACUUAGAUUUACAUACACGCAUGCAUGCAUCCGCCUGCGUAGGUGGGGGCCCUCUCGAGUUCGUUGUUUAUCUUCAUUUAAAAUAAGAGAGUUUCACUUGAAAGAUAAAGAAGAAAGAAGUCAAACAACGGCUUCAGGAAUUCAAGAAGAAGAGCCAAAGCUCCUCCAUCACGCGACAUACCUCCAGCAGCAAGCAGAGAAGAGAGGAGAAGCAACAACAGCAAAUGCUGCAUGUGUUAUGCCUGAUGCGGGGUAUGCUGCUAAGGAUGCUGAUGACUUAGAUGUUGCUGCUGCUGCUGCAGCAGCAGAAGCAGCAGAUUGGGUGUACGAAGCAAAGCCUGGAGGCCCUCUCCACUUCCGCGAGCACCAACGGCUGAUGUUGCUCGCUAAUGCUGUUGCAGCAGACGCUGCUGCAGCAGACGCUGCAGCAGCAGCAGAUGAAGAGCAGCAUAGAAGUUGGGUGCUGCCUAUGGCACGCUUUGCUUCUGCAUCGCAGCGACAGAAGCAGCAGGAAUGUAGGAAGGGGAGUUUGGUGCAGCAGCAGUGCAUGCAGGCAGCAGCAACCUUUGGAACUGCUGCUGAGCGUGCUCGGGUGUACAGACACCUCAAAAACCCUGGGGUAGAGGGGGCCCUCUUUUAUCGUGCAGAGUUGAAGGCAUAUUUAUUAUUUCUUUCUUCGCAUCUUCCUUCUCUUGAACUCAGAGAACUCCUCAGAGGAUAUCUUACAGCGUCAAUACACCACAUGGAUGAACAGCAAUUGCUAGAGAUGCUGCAUUUGCUGCAGGCACCCACAAAGCACCAGCACCAACUGCAGCAGCAGAAGCAGCAGCAGCAACAGCAGCAGCAGCAGCAGCGAGAGAAUACAAAAAUAGGAAACGAGACCUUCACAGCUGCAGGCGGCGAUGAAAGUUGCUGCUGGGGCUUUAAAAGAGUGAACAGCAGCAGCAGCAGCAGCAGCAGCACAACAACCAACAGCAGCAGCAGCGCAAGCAACACCAGCAGCAGCAGCAGCAGCAGCAGCAGCAGGUGCUGCUGCUGCGAUGAAGGGAAAGGGGCUAGUCUGGAGCAUUUGCUGUCGGGUCGCAGUGCAUGCGUGCCUUACCAGCAGCACCAGCAGCAGCACCAACCGCAGCAACAGCAAAAGCAACAGCAACAGCAACAGCAACAGCAGCACCAGCAGCAGCACCAACAGCAGCAAUACGCAACAGCCUGCAGGCAGCCCUGUAUUUUUUGUUAA